AUGGUCACGGAAGAGUUAGAAAAGCCCGUAUAUCUUGCAGAAUAUGGUAAGAAAAUUGCUCAAACUAUUCUCCAUAUUGGUUUUCCAUCGUCUAUUUCUCCUAUAUUGGAUCCUAUCCUCCAGGCCUUGCAAGAGACGGUUGGCUCCCUAAAUCGCGCUCUUUCGAUGGACAGGCAUUUUGCGCGUAUGCUGGAAUUGCCACCUCAAUGGUUGGGUGAUCCGUCCGCCUCACGAGCAGAGUGGCAGGAGAAUGACGACGAUAGAAAAGAAGAUAUAAAAGCGGAAGUGGAAAGCCCCACUUGCGAAAUGGGUGAAGAGCGUGAUAAUCAUCAUCAUCACCACGAAGCUAACGUAGUAAAGGUUAACUGGAAGACUCGAGCAGAUGAAUUUUGA
Messenger RNA from Paraglomus brasilianum, 393 nucleotides. NCBI's taxonomy places the organism in Eukaryota, Fungi, Glomeromycota, Glomeromycetes, Paraglomerales, Paraglomeraceae. The record is from the annotation of a GenBank genome assembly.